GCUAUAUGUUCUGUGUGUCCUGAUUUAAUUUUAUUUACAGAAACUUGAUGGUCCGAUGGUCUUGAAGUUAUAUCAUUAAAGCUGGAAGGAUACCAUAUUUUCAAGACUGAUAGGAACUACAGACUAACUAAUCGUACUAGAGGUGGAGGUACCCUUGUAGCUGUUAAACGAGCAUUCAACUGUUUCAAACUUCAGGACGUCUGUGAAUCAGUAGAACAUUUAUUUGUGAGAAUAAUCACUCCGUCAUGUUCUCUGAUUGUUUCCUCUACGUACAUUGCACCUUGGAGCGACCCAAAUGUUUAUCAAGAGCAUGUUGAUACAGUGGAAUCUCUUAUGGAGCAUCUCAAGGCCUCUAUAUUGAGAGAUGGAUUUUCUCAUCUUGGUCUCUCACAAUUUUUUCCGGUCACACGGGCAGACAGUGGAUACACCUUAGAUCUACUCUUCAGUAAUUUUUCUGAGAUUGAAUAUUCUUUGCCGCCAGAUAAUCUAGUCAAGGUAGAUGUUUAUCACCCUCCAGGGUUUCUUGCUGUGAAUAUUUGUGCUGCGAAUAGACAUCACAGAUCACACACUUCCAAGAACUACAAAUAYGCUGAUUAUACUGCAUUGAAAGAUUUUUUAAGUAAGGUUGACURGAGCAUAUUGGCAAACCAAUCCUGCUUAAGUGUUGGAGAUUGUUUAGACUUUCUCUAUUCUAAAAUGGAUUGUACAAUUGACUUAUAUGUGCCGACAAGACGUUUUAGAAACAAUGAUUUCCCACGAUGGUUCAGCAAGGAUUUGAUUGAUCAAGUUAUUUUGAAAAGGCGUGCUUAUCAGCGUUAUAAAGAAUCUACUCAACUUCAAGAUUCUAUUGAAUUUAAAAGACUAAGAGCGUUAUGUGUUAAAGAACGUAACAGAUGUUAUAUGAAUCAUAUUCACUUAGUUGAAAGUUCUUGUUUAAAUAAUAUUAAGUCGUUUUGGUCUUUUGUUAAAGAUCUAAAAUCUAAUGAAGGUUUUCCAUCUAGCAUGUUUCUGGAUGACUGUCGUGUUCAUGAAAAAGUUGAUAUUGUGAAUUUAUUUGCUAAAUACUUUGAGUCAUUUUACUGUGCUAAGGAUCUUCCUGUUCCUGCUUUGCUAGAUCCAGAAAACCUUUGUCUUGAUUUUACGGUAUCUAUUGCUGAUGUUAUGGAGGCUAUUAUGGGAUUAAAUAUUCAUGCURGUCCUGGWMCAGRCGGAAUCCCACCAGAGUUUAUUGUUAAUUGCUCUUCWAUUUUMGCUGAGCCCUUGAAUGAUAUUAAGAUCUACAAAAAGAUUGAGGGACCACGUGACUGUGUUUUGCUUCAAGAGGAUCUGAUCUCUUUCUAUWAUUGGUGCUUUUUAAAUGGUUUGACCUUGAACGUUGAUAAAUGUCACAUUGUCUCUUUCUCUCGGCUGCUGAAUCCUAUGCAAUUUAAUUAUCUACUUAACUCAGUUGUACUUUCUAGACUUGAUCAGUGUAAAGACUUGGGUGUAAUCAUUGACUGCAAACUAUGUUUUCAAGGUCACUUUGAUUACAUCACUACUAGAGCAUACAAAAUGCUUGGCUUUUUUGGUAGGGCUACAGUAGACUUUAAAGACCUGAACACCUUAAUCUAUUUGUAUAAAUCUCUGGUUCUUUCAAUUUUGUGCUACGCAUCGGUUAUAUGGUCGCCGCAUUUUGAUAAAUAUAUUUAUCAGCUUGAAAAGAUUCAACAUAGGUUUUUAAGACUACUUUGUUUGCGCUCUAAGCGACCUUUAGAUCCUUUUGAGCAUAAUUACUUUCAAUCAGCCUUGUCUUUUGGUUUAMCUACUCUAGAAUCUUCUAGGAUCAUAGCUGACAUUUUAUUUGGAUUUGCAGUAUUAUGUGGCGAGAUUGAUUGUAAUUAUCUCAGGGGUAGAAUUGUCGGUAGAGCUUUGCCUUACACUAUUCGAAAUUCCAGACUUUUGAUCGAGCGUACUCAUGGCACCAACUUAGCUUACUUUAGUCCUAUUCCUCGGAUUAUUAGGCUCUUUAAUUCUUUGCCUGAAUCAGUUAAUGAUGUUAACUCUAAGCAUCAGCUGAAAAUGCUUCUGCGUGGAUACUUCAAUAAAUAUUAA
This is a messenger RNA of Polistes dominula (European paper wasp), 2091 nucleotides long. RefSeq lists its product as uncharacterized. The record is from RefSeq and is a predicted model, not a curated record. Lineage: Eukaryota; Metazoa; Arthropoda; Insecta; Hymenoptera; Vespidae.